Molecule: messenger RNA, 675 nt
Organism: Chaetomium globosum CBS 148.51
Lineage: Eukaryota; Fungi; Ascomycota; Sordariomycetes; Sordariales; Chaetomiaceae
Exons: 2
Coding region: 1-675 (224 amino acids)
Molecular function (GO): acyltransferase activity, transferring groups other than amino-acyl groups
Source: RefSeq, a predicted model, not a curated record
AUGCCCCUUUUCCUUCGCCCAGCUGGAGAAGAUGAUAGCCUGAGCAUUGGUCGCAUCGGCCAAGCCGCAUUUCAACACUCUCUGUCUACGAUGUUGUUCCCGACCCAUUUGCACUCCAAGUCCGAAACCGGUGACCCUAGGCUUGAUGAGGCGCAAUGGCGAGCUGUCAGAACUACGCGGAGGAUGAGAGAAGGCAAACCGACGUUUGUAGUUGUGGAUAGUUCGGAAGGUGGUGAUAGCGAUGGGCAGGUGGUGGGCUUCGCUCAGUGGGAAUUGCCUUCACAGGGAACGUCCUCGGCGAUUGGCGCCGCCGAACGCGAACAGCAGGACCCUUUCCCACCAUCCCUUGACCAGGAUGCGUUGCGGAAUACAUUCAAGAAAAUGGAUGAGAUGGCGAUGGCCGCACUCGGGUCAGAGAGACAUAGCAAUAUGUGGUAUCUGAUGUGCCUCGCCAUAGACCCAGGGCAUCAGCGCCGUGGGAUCGGUAGAAUGCUCCUGAAGCAGGGGCUUGAACUGGCAGAGAAAGCGGGGAAUGACGCCUUCCUUGUUGCCACCCCCGAAGGCAGGGGCUUGUACCGGUCGUUCGGUUUUGUCGAGGUGGGCGAGCCAGCUGUAUUGGGCGACACGCCUCACCACGUUAUGCUGUGGAAAGCACACGACGUGGACAAAUCAUGA